UGUCUGCUGGCGACGGAGAAGAAAGGAAGGAACAGGCGGUGGCUAUCCGAGUGUUUUGUUUACACGAGCAAGUGGCCUGUGGCCUGUGUCGCCAAUUUAUGGCGUUUGAUUUAACAGAGAUAAGCCUUAGACUGUUGUGAAAAGGCAAUUUCUACAGAGUUUGGCUGCAAAAUAUCUUUUUGGAAACAUGGCUAAAGAGACUUUUUCAUCUCUUAUUGAUCUCUUUAAAACCUCGUCAUCUUCUACUGUUUCAACUUUAGUUUGCGAAAUUUGUGGCACUAAACUAAGUGUGUUCAGAAAGAAAAAACCAUGUCUUGAAUGCAAGAAGCAGUUCUGCUCCCAGUGCCUGCUCCGUGGUAGAGAUCGUACCCUGCACUGUAAAAAUUGUUACAUCCUCUGCAUGAGACCACCCCUUCGUUCAGCUCUUCUGAACUUGCGGAUAAAAGAUCUGCAGCAUUACUUGAAUCAGCAUAAUGUUUCAACCAGAGGCUGCUUGGAAAAGGAAGAUUUGGUAAAUGUAGUACUUCGAUAUGCUAGUAAUCCUGGAAAUCCAAACUCGGGGAACCCUGGAUUUCCCUCAGGAAGCUCAAGUUAUGCUCCAGCUGGGAAUUCAAGAAAUAUUCAGCAUGAGAAUGCCACAAGCCCUCCUGCUAGUUAUCCUGCUAGUAGUUCUGGGCCAUCCAACACUACUCCACUCUCAUCAGCACCUGGAGAAGAACAUUCAAGACCUCAACCAGCAGAUUCUGACUCCAGUAGUAGUGAUACUAGCUUUGAGAUGGUUCCAAGACCCAGUUCUAAUGAGAACAUCGCUGGGGCCCAUUCGUCAUCUACAUCCACAUCCUCUUCUUCACCUUCACCAGUUUCAGACACUGAACCAGGAAUAACUGUGGAUGUACCAGCACAACCUCAAGAAGAAAAUCCAAAUGCUGCCUUAAAUUUGGCGUCCUUGUCUGCUGAGUCUCCUUUGAAUAGUGCUGCGGGAGCCUCUGAGGCUGCACAGGGAUCUGAAAGACACAAUGAAACACAUCUUGAGACUCUAGAAGUAAAUCCACAGCAGUCCAUUUCACAGUCCAGUUCGUCCAAUAAUUCUCCGAAUUUAAUUCGGGGUACCAUGUCAUCUAUUACAUCUGAGACUGACUUUGAAGCGCUUUCUGUCAAACAAUUAAAAGAUAUUCUUCAUCGUCAUCGUGUCAAUUACCAUGGAUGCUGUGAAAAGGCAGAAUUGGUAGAAAGGGCUAAAAGGCUUUAUCGAGACUACUUGGCAUCAAGAGCAGAACUAGAAAAGCUUGAUUUAGAUGCUCUCUGCAAAAUCUGCAUGGACGCUCCUGUGGAAUGCGUCAUGUUAGAAUGUGGCCAUAUGGCUACAUGCACCGAUUGCGGGCGACAACUAAGUGAAUGCCCAAUUUGCCGUCAGUUUGUUGUUCGAAUUGUGCGUACUUUCAAAGCAUAGUUAAGUAUAUGAGUGAGACCAGUGUCGACACUGGUGUCGCGCGUGAAUGGUGUGUGAUGAUCCUAAGCAAGCUGUUUUCAUUAGGUAUGGCUCCUAUUUCAUUUGUGCCAUAUGUGUUGCCAUUAAUCUUAAAAUUUGUGAUAAUAUUAAUAAUAACACACAACUCUUGAUAAAGAUUUUUUUCUUUUUUUGAAUGUAAAAUCAGAAGCAAAUCUUGUGAUCUCACAUCUUGUGAUUGAACAAGUGUUAGCUUAAUUCCUACCGUACUCUGCUGCUCUUGAUUGGUGUGUUGAAAAAGAGGGAUGCAAAAGAGAUUGAGCAAAUUAGAAAGUAUAGCUCAAGCACAACUGUGCUGUCUAAAGAGUUAAAGCAAGUAUGUUUUUGUUUGAGCUCAAAUAUUUGAGAUUACGGUCUGUUAGGUACAAUGAUAGGAUGGCCUCUGGGCAUUAAUAUAAUUAUUUCUUGGAAUGAAUGUUCCAUUUUAUGUAGGAUACCAGGAAGCUGGUUCUUCUUUAUGGUUGCUUCAGUGUGUGUUAUGCUGAAUGUGGGCAGAUAUGAAAAAAUAUUUAUCAAUCCUCUCCUUAGUAUAUCAAUGGUUCGUGCAGCUAUUUUUAUCCUUCAUGUCAAAGAAGAAAGGUGUGUGGUUGUGCUAGGUGUUCCAAUGGAAAGUUAGUUCUAUUGACAUUGUUAGAAACAAACAACUAUAUUGAAUACCUCUUCUACUGUUUUUUCCCCCUUUUUUCCAUUUGUUUGAAAUUUACUUUAGCAUUGAGUGAUAAACAUAAACCUGACUUACUUAUUGCUGGUCCUUAGCAGGUUUCUUGUAAAUCCUAUGUAGGUUUUAGAACCCUCAUUCUUUCAUGAGUGAUUUUGAAAAUAAGAAGUCCUUGUUGGGUCAAAGAUGUGUAUCUAAUGGGGGAGGUUAUCACCAAAAAUUGAAAAAAAAAAAUAGGUAUGAUUUUCCCGCAGAAAACUAGCUUUUAGUCAGAACCUUGUUCCUUUCCAUUUCAAAAAGUAUCAGAGCACUGAACUUAUUGAAAGGGAAAUUAUGAAUUGGGAGCACGACUAUGUUGGGUUUGUAAUUUUCAAGUUUGUGCGCAAGAUCUUAGCGCACCAGUAGUUUUAAACAAUGGUGUCUGAUUUUGUUCCAGACUGCUUUGCUCCCAAGUUUUUUGCAUUUUAGAAAAUGUACUUAGCACUUGUGUCAUUCUUAGACACAUACUAAAUGUUCAUAUCGCCCCGCAAAAGCUCUCAAGGAAUAGAUACAAAGGACCUUAACUUCAUGUAAGAGGAAUGAGAAAUCCACUUGAGACCAGCAUCUGAGAGUUCAUAAUUAGCUAGUUGUCCAUCAAAUAUGGAUUAGUUCUAGUUCAGUCAUUUAUUAUUCCUUGUCAACGUGUUUGACUGUGAUAAAGUACUUUGUACAACCUGACCUGGUAUUUUAAAUGUUGCGUCCUUUAAAAAUGAUUUGUAGGAGCAAUCCUUUGUAACUUUUUAAAUUUAUUUUUUUUUUACAUUAACUGCAAUAGUUUUUGUUUUAUUCCUAAUCAUCUCCUCUCCCCUCUCAACCUAAUUGCCAGCAGUAUUUUAAAUGACGAGGUUGAUUUUUUUUUCCAAUUGAAAGAUUGAGGUUCCUUUAUUGCUUCAUACAGGUAAGCUCAACAUCUGGAAGACUGAGUUAGUUUAAGAAAGGUUAAGCAGUCAUAACAUUGGAAAUGGUGAACAAGUGUAGUAUAUUAACUAGUGUGAUUGGCUGCAGCAGUAUGUUCCAGGUAGAUUGAGUAGUGAAAAGAAUACCUUAUUGUUAUUGUUAAGUUGCUUUGUUUGUGCCUUGUUUUGGGGAUUUCAUGUUUUUAUAUAAGUUGGACUGUUGUUUAUUGACUCUCUUUGUGCUGUAUGUGCUGAGUUUGUUUUUAAAUGUUUUUUCUCUCUUAUUCUUCGGGUGCUACCAUUUAGACCAUUCAUGAAAUAAGGAAAAACUGAGGCUGGAUUAUUGUGAUUCCAGUGAAAUUAAUAUUUCUAAGUGAGAGAGCCACAAUGAACUGUCAAGAAGGGUGUUCAUUUACAACUCACAUUUACACAUUGACCAACGUCAAAUGAGUUGUAGUUUAAAGCCAAAUACAAAACUUAUUUUGAGUGAUGUGCGGUGUUUCUUUUAGUAGGUAGUUAUGUUCUAGGUGACAUAUCACAUAUUGAAUUUUUAACUUCUAUGAUAUAUGUGUGACUGUUAAGGUUUUUGUCGUGUUCAAAAAAUAAAGGGGACACAUAUAAGCCCUUUAAAGUUGAGAAAUAAAAAGUGUGUGCAUGCUAGGUGUCAAAUUACCUUUGUUAUGGUUGAAUUGGCAUCUUUGUGGAGUUCUGUGUAAAACUCACACACCAAUUUUUUUCUUCUUACUUUAUAAUUACGGAAAGAGUCUUGUUAUCUUUUUGUUUGAAAAUCUGAUUCACACCUAUAGCCAAUAUGCAAUGCAGUUUUCAAUCAUCAUUCCAUUGUUCUCAGGGACUUCUUUCAAAGUGAAAGCUACUUCUGAACAGCAGCUUGAAUCUCAAAGAAAUUUUUUAUUAAAAAUGGAAAUAGGUUUUAAAAAUCCUUGUUCUGUGUUUGGCCCUUGUCAAACGGCCCCUUCUUUUACAAGAGCCAACAUUUACUUUUUAGCUUCAAGCCUUAAUAGACAUCAUGGCAUUUACAUUACUUUUUGUGAAAGUGUACACUAAUAUGAGAUGAGCUCCUAUUGAUGGAACAUUAAUGUUAAGGAUAAGAAAUAUUCUACAUUCUGCUUUAAUAAAUGUGUUGCAUUGCA
Thrips palmi is the source of this 4251-nucleotide messenger RNA. Its product is annotated as E3 ubiquitin-protein ligase RNF34. Lineage: Eukaryota; Metazoa; Arthropoda; Insecta; Thysanoptera; Thripidae. Gene Ontology annotation, cellular component: plasma membrane; cytoplasm. The transcript is spliced from 8 exons. Gene Ontology annotation, molecular function: ubiquitin protein ligase activity. The coding region runs from base 188 to 1450 and encodes 420 amino acids. The record is from RefSeq and is a predicted model, not a curated record. Gene Ontology annotation, biological process: proteasome-mediated ubiquitin-dependent protein catabolic process; negative regulation of extrinsic apoptotic signaling pathway via death domain receptors; protein K48-linked ubiquitination.